This is a messenger RNA of Daucus carota subsp. sativus, 3243 nucleotides long. Its product is annotated as F-box/LRR-repeat protein 3. Gene Ontology annotation, cellular component: SCF ubiquitin ligase complex. The transcript is spliced from 7 exons. The record is from RefSeq and is a predicted model, not a curated record. The coding region runs from base 152 to 2098 and encodes 648 amino acids. Gene Ontology annotation, biological process: SCF-dependent proteasomal ubiquitin-dependent protein catabolic process. Gene Ontology annotation, molecular function: protein binding. NCBI's taxonomy places the organism in Eukaryota, Viridiplantae, Streptophyta, Magnoliopsida, Apiales, Apiaceae.
UGCAAGUAUGCAAAUUUUACAGUGGUUUUCAAAGUUUUUCUCCGAAAUCUCGAAUAUCUGUCGGGCAAGCAAGAGUCGAACUCAGUUAUCUGGAAAAAAUAUAGGAUAAAAAGGGUUUGAUUCCCGAAAAUUUUAUGAAUUUUGUGAAUCCAUGAAGUCUUCUUCGUGUCUUGUAUCUCUUCUCACCGAUGACUUGCUAGUCAACAUUCUCGAUAAACUCUCCGGCGAUGACUCUGCCACCAAAUCAUUCCGCAGCGUCUGCAAGGCGUUUCAUCAAGCCGAGUCAGCUCACCGGACCUCCCUCAAAGUUCUCCGUCUUGAGUUUCUCCCAACUCUUCUAAAUAACUACACAAGCGUCGACACACUGGAUCUCUCUGAUUGUCCGCGUCUCGAUGACGGCAGCAUAGCAGCAUUGCUGGGCGGAGACACGAGCAUUGACUUGAGCUGGACGAGGAGGCUUAGGAGACUUGUGUUGAGCCGGUGUGUUGGGUUGAGAUGGGCGGGGCUGGAGUUGUUGCUUGGAUCAUGCACGCGGCUAGAGAGUCUGGAUUUUUCGAGUUGCGGUGGGUUCGGGGAUCGGGAGGCGGCGGUUGUGUCGUGUGUGGUGGGGCUGAAAGAAAUUGAGAUGGAUAGGUGUUUUGGAGUGAGUGAUUUUGGGUUGGCUAAAAUUGUUGUUGGUUGUGAAAGGCUGGAGAAAUUGAGCUUGAGAUGGUGUGAUGAGAUAAGUGAUUUGGGUAUUGAUCUUUUGUCGAAGAAGUGUGUUUUCUUGAAGCAUCUUGACAUUUCUUACACAAAGAUUGGCGGUGAAUCCAUCCGAUCAAUUAGUACUAUGCAGAGGUUGGAGGUGCUGGCUAUGGUGGGGUGUGGACUUUUGGAUGAUGUUGGAUUGCACCAUCUUCAAGAUGGUUGCCCUUCACUUCAGGUAAUUGAUAUAUCAAGGUGCAAUAAUGUGACUUCAUUAGGCUUAACCUCAGUCAUACGUGGACGUAAUAAUCUUCUGCAGCUCAGAGCAGGGCACUACUAUUUUGAGCUUUCAACUAUAGUAUUAAACUGCUUCAUGGGCUUGAAUAAUUUGCAAACAAUUAGGAUUGAUGGGGCUCAGGUAUCUGAGCAUGUCUUACAGAUAAUUGCCGGUAGCUGUAAAUCACUAGUUGAUAUCGGAUUUAGCAAAUGCAAAGGAGUGACAGACUUUGGCAUUCUACAACUUGUACUUGGAUGCUUUAGAUUGAAGAUACUUGAUCUAACAUGCUGUGAUAAACUUACCGAUCUAGCAAUAUCAGCUAUUGCGGAAUCAUGUAGAAACCUUCUGUGUCUUAAGAUAGAGUCUUGCAAUAUGUUGACGGAGAAAAGUUUUGGCUAUCUCGGAUCUUGCUGCUUCCUACUAGAGGAGCUUGAUGUAACAGAUUGCUCUGGUGUUAAUGAUGAAGGACUCAGACAUAUCUCAAAUUGUUCAAACCUUAAGUCCUUAAAGUUGGGACAUUGUAUUAAUAUUUCUGACAAAGGAUUGUCUAAUAUAGCUUCAAAGUGCUCAAAUAUGAUUGAACUCGAUCUAUACCGGUGCAAGGGUGUUGGAGAUGAGGGAUUAGCAGCAUUAGCUAUGGGUUGCAAAAAAUUGAAAAAGCUUAACUUGUCCUACUGCAUACAGAUUACUGACGAAGGUAUGCAGUGUAUAGGCUAUCUGAAGGAACUCUCAGAGUUAGAUAUGCGAAAUCUUUCAAAAGUCACAAGUGCCGGUUUUUCAUAUUUCGCAUCUGGAUGCAUGAAACUUGCUGAAUUGGAUAUGAAAAACUGUGACAAUAUUACGGAUUCAGGGUUUUUGGCUCUAUCCUGCCAUUCAAAAAAUUUGAUACAGAUUAAUCUAAGCUACUGCAGAAUUUCCGAUGUUGGUCUUUACAAGUUAAUGGGUAACUUGACAUGCCUGCAAGAUGCCAAGUUGUUGAAUUUAACUAAUGUCACUAUGAACGGGUUUGACCUUGCCCUCAGGGCAAGCUGUUUUCGUCUCAAAAAGGUUAAGAUGCUUGCUUUAGUUAGGUCUUAUAUUUCCAUGGAGACACUUAACUUCCUUCAGGCUAGGGGUUGCAAGAUUAAAUGGGAUUAGGUUCAUCUGUGUGCUAGAUGAUUUGUGCAAGAAAACAAUUGUUAGUGAGCUCUACAGAUUCAAUAAGUUUCCCGCCUCUCCAGGUGGCUCAUCCUUUGCUACCUCAUCAAGGGCUAUGUGGGUAGGCAGCAGCGUGAUUCAUUUGUGGAUUUGGAGGACGGAUUAAUCCCGUGAUACUUAACAAUGCAAGUUAUUGUGUCAAUAAUAUAAGACUGGCAAUGUUCAAUAGUAUCAUAUCUGGUAUUGAUUUUGGUUCCAUUGCAAAUUCUUACGCAGAUUCCCUUUACAAGUUGCCGUUGGAAGAUAAAACAAUCACUAUUCUUACCGGCAAUGUCUGGCAUCUCCCUUUUAGAGAUCACAGCCUUCUUCAGUAGUGGUACAAUAAAUUUGAUCUCACCUGUUCAUAUCUAGAAUCUGUCUAAUUGUACAGAUUCCUUACAUCGAGGCACGAUGAUGGCUCCAAGGUUAAAGUGGGCAAUCAGGUACUGGGCAGGUGUCCCUGGGUACAAACUCUGCAUCAAUUUACAUUUUUGAUGUCCACUAACCACUGCUAUAGAUGAAAAUUUAUUCAUUACCCGUACAAGCUCACCCUUCUGUUUCAGUAUAUUUUUUCUGGAUUGAUCAAAUUUUUGGUCUGUGUUCACAUCACAAUCUCCUCUGUUCAUCAAUGAGAGACUUUAAGUCACAUUCAUAGACGUUGUUGGACUCUUUCAUCAAAAACUUGAUGACAAAUCAAUCUAUUACAAUAUCAUAAUUCAUAUGUAGUGUACCGUGGCCACAUUGAGUACACUAUUGUUACACACUGGACGGCAAGAUCAUUGGAUGCAAGAAUCAAGAUUGUCGUGCAUAUGGGAAUUUUCGCAUAUUGCUGAAUGCCUGAAUGGGUACAGGCCAUUCCAUGCAGGACUAAAUUACACGAACCUUCUUGGCGAAUUACAGAUAUCUCCGUCUUCAGUGAGGGAGUAGGCUGUUUGGAUUCUGUAAUCUUGAACUUGAGCUCCCUUAUUGUUCAUUUUUAUGUGCCUGACUUGUGUAGCCACUUAAACAAAAAAUAAGAUGAAAAAAUCUUAAGAUGCUCCCACCAGUAUUUUAUUUUUGUAACACAUUUUCGCACCCAUUAUAUAAAUCUGUCUGUUUGAUAUUGC